AUGCUCUCCGGCAAAGAUGCCAGUCCAAUUGGACGGGAGAUCAGCGAACCCCCAGAUGAUCAGGAACGAGACGACCUGGGGUCUGGCCACAUCCAAUGCUCCAUUUGUAGUAGCACUUUCCGACGACCGGAGCAUCUGAAACGACAUUUGCGCAGUCACACCAAGGAGAAACCCUUCGAGUGCGCUCAGUGCGGCCGACACUUUUCUAGGACGGUUGCAGCGAUACUCUCCACCGACACGAACUGA
This is a messenger RNA of Penicillium antarcticum, 246 nucleotides long. RefSeq names its product C2H2-type zinc finger protein. The coding region runs from base 1 to 246 and encodes 81 amino acids. Gene Ontology annotation, molecular function: DNA-binding transcription factor activity, RNA polymerase II-specific; RNA polymerase II cis-regulatory region sequence-specific DNA binding. The transcript has 2 exons. Lineage: Eukaryota; Fungi; Ascomycota; Eurotiomycetes; Eurotiales; Aspergillaceae. The record is from RefSeq and is a predicted model, not a curated record. Gene Ontology annotation, cellular component: chromatin. Gene Ontology annotation, biological process: regulation of transcription by RNA polymerase II.